Messenger RNA from Fraxinus pennsylvanica, 426 nucleotides. The record is from the annotation of a GenBank genome assembly. NCBI's taxonomy places the organism in Eukaryota, Viridiplantae, Streptophyta, Magnoliopsida, Lamiales, Oleaceae.
AUGGACAUAUACAAGCAAUAUGAACGUGUAUUCAACCACUUGGAUGAAAAUGGAGAUGGAAAAAUAUCGCCUUGUGAGCUUCAAAAGUGCGCUGACUUAAUAGGUGGGGCAAUGUCCCCAGAAGAGGCGGAGAUGGCCGUCGUGUUGAUGGACUCGGAUGGAGAUGGAUUGUUGUGUUUGGAGGAUUUCUUGAAGCUAGUCGAAGGAGCAGAAGAAGAAGAAAAGGCAAAAGAUUUGAAGGAGGCCUUUAGGAUGUACGAAAUGGAGGGGAGUGGAUGCAUAACACCGAAGAGUUUAAAGAGAAUGCUUAGCAGAUUGGGAGAGUCCAAAACCAUUGAUGAAUGCAAAUUGAUGAUAGAUCACUUUGAUAUCAAUGGGGAUGGACAACUCAAUUUCGAUGAGUUUAAGGUUAUGAUGUCUUGUUGA